Molecule: messenger RNA, 2103 nt
Organism: Alternaria ventricosa
Lineage: Eukaryota; Fungi; Ascomycota; Dothideomycetes; Pleosporales; Pleosporaceae
Exons: 2
Coding region: 1-2103 (700 amino acids)
Source: RefSeq, a predicted model, not a curated record
AUGAAGGAAGAAGAUAUCCUCGCGCGCCAAUCCCGUCCGCAGAAGCACUCGAUCUGGGUCCCCAAAAACCGCGACUGGCGAUAUGCAACCGGCGUUUUCCAACACGAUGACAACGGAAACGCGCCCAACAAUCGGUCGGCGUGGGAUGAAAUGGACUAUGACUAUCAGGUCGCCGAGCCGGGCAAGAGUAGAAGCCGGAGUGGUAGUGGUCCAAGCGAUGGCAACGUCAAAGCAGUCGACGUAAACGCCGCGGUAUCGGUUACCCCAAAAAGCGCAAGGAAGAGAGCCCUAUCGAACAUCCCGAAAGCGACCGUAAAGGUCCGAGCAUUCAAGAGGAAGUCAAAAACUGCGAGGAAGAACGUAUGGAUGUCAGUAGCAAGGCGCCAGCGGAUCAACCAUGAUGAUGCAGAGGGCGAAAAGCCAGACUACCAGACCUAUAGCUUGACCGUCAGGCUGCGCUUUUCAGGCAGGCUCAUCAUAGAAGAUGCGCUUCCGACUGUAUCAACACCAGGCCCACUGCAUCUCCAACAGAUACCAGACACACCUGCGAACUUCAGCAUGCCCUUCGAUCCUCAUACCCCUGCCACAGCUCGUACCGCAGCCUCGCUCUACACACCGCACAUGUCGCAUUCGGGCGAAUCCGUACACACAUAUCCUCCCUUCCAGCGUCCAUGGGUAGACGAAACGAAAGACUUCAACAUGCGGGCAGUCCGUGGCGUUCUACAAAAGCCUGGGUUGGUUGGAAAAGACCUCGGAGUUCACUACACAUGGUACAACGACGCAGUCCCCGUAGACGCUUUGCUCCCCCCAGGAGUACCCUUAUCCGCGAAAGAAAUCAUGGCCUACUACCCCCAUCACGUGCGCUGGAAAAGCAUGAUGGUCCGACUAGCGAACAAUGACUAUCGCGGCGCGGAUAUCGUUGGUAUGCAGGCAUUUUUCCGUGGCCCCCCAACAACGGACAUCACAGCCGCAGUCAUGAACCAGUUCCAACGCGACUCAGUCAAGAAGAUCAUCGAGGGUUUCAAGACGGACACUAUCAAUGGGAAGCACGAUGCCAACCUACAUACCGACCAGCUGGAGCCAGGCAGAUACAUCGCGGACAGACGCAGCGGCUAUGUGUUGCCGACUUUCGGUGAUCUCCUUGGUGGACUGAACCAUCUACCGUCUGGGCUUGAUGCACGCAGCCUGACAGAGUGUCUGAGCUGGUAUCUCCAUGUCCGUGACUCUUUUACACCGAAACUAGAGUUCAACGUAUUGCAUACCCAAGCUUUGAUCCGUGCGCUUCGCAUCCCGCUCAAGCGUUAUGGACCGCAGAAUCUGGACUGUAAUGCACUCAAAGAGUGGAAAGAGAAGGGGAGAUUUGAGGAGCGGAAGGUGUACUACGAGCCGGCCAGACCUACGUCGAGAGAAACAGGAGAUACCGCGCAGAAGAGGUCGCAACUGCACAUGAACCUAGACAACCACGAAGUCAAGCUCGAGUAUCAACUCCAGAUCCGCCACGUCCUCACAUCCCCUUUCCUCGCCCUUCACCGCGUCAUGGGCGAAGCGCUCAAGCUGGGUAUCGAGAAAGCCGAGAACCGGAUGACUGAGCGGGUGACCGCAGAGGGGAAGAAGAUGUUGGAAGCCAAGUGGGCUGCCAGAGUAGCUGCCGAUGCGGAUCCGGAAAAACAGUCGGAGAACCUGGAAGUGCAACAACCACUUGUGAUGGCGGAGAAGGCCGAACCGAUCGUUCGAGGAGAAGAGAGCACUGAAAAGCCACAUCGCGUUCCCCGAACGAGCCUUACGGCUGAAGCACUGCGUACUCUCGCUCCGGCACCGAGGAGAACAUCUGCUUCGCAGCCACCCAAUGGUGGGCCACUUGGUCACCAUGCACCAACGGUACCAUCAACGCAAGCAUUUGGUAGACAGCCUCACGGAACGCCCGGACCCGUAUACUUCGACCGGGCUUGGGGUACACCAUCACCUUCUUCCGCAUAUGCGCCUCGCUCAGUGUAUGGAAGGAGGGAAUAUGAGUCGCCCAGGCAGACAGAUCAAAGGAAUGUGAUGCACCGUGGUGGAUGGGGAGAUAAUCGUGGUGGAUCAUAUCAUCCGAGAGAUCGGUAG